AUGUACUUUGUUAAUCCAGACAACAUCCGAACCUUAUUACAUUUGGAUUGUGUUAUUACUGGGAUUAGAUCUCCACAGAUGUGGGUUCAGUCACUCUUGGCUUCAUUUCUCCCCAUAGACCUCACUGGCAUGGGUGACCUUAUCUUACCAGGGGCAGAUUCUCCAGCUGACAUAGCUUCAUCGUUCAUCAGAAAUACUGAGUUCUCACCACAGCAAGGUGUUCUAUUUAUAGAUAUUUUAUACUUAAAGAAGACAUUGCCAUCAGUUGAGGAAGAAUUUUUCAUUUUUCUUUCAAAUUUAACUGCAAAAGAUGUAACAUUAUAUGCUCUUCCAGAAGGUUCAGUAGUAUUUCCACGUGUGCCACUAAUAAGAAUUGAAGGUCCACUUCCUGUUGUGCAACUGUUAGAAACAACACUUCUUACACUGGUUAAUUAUGCCAGUCUUGUAGCAACUAAUGCUGCAAGGUAUCGCAUAGCAGCUGGACCAAAUAUUAAAUUAUUAGAAUUUGGAUUGAGAAGAGCUCAGGGACCAGAUGGUGGUCUUUCAGCUUCCAAGUAUGCAUACAUUGGAGGAUUUGAUGGUACAAGUAAUGUUUUAGCUGGCAAAUUAUAUAAUAUCCCUGUCAGUGGCACUCAUGCUCAUGCAUUUGUGAUGUCCUACAAUUCAACUGAUGAAUGUAAAAUUAAGAUGUUACGUAAUCGAUCAACAGGUGAAGAGGAAAACUUUGUUGAUUUAUGUAUUCAGCAUCAGCAAGAAUUGUCAAGAUUUCUGAAAGUAUUAUGUGAUGAAGCUAGUGCAGGAGAAUUAGCAGCAUUUGUAUCAUAUGCUAUUGCUUUUCCUGAUAGCUUCUUAGCACUUAUAGAUACUUAUGAUGUUAUGAGAAGUGGAUUACUGAACUUCUGUGCUGUCGCAAUGUCCUUAAACAAAUUAGGUUAUCAAGCUAUAGGAGUACGCAUUGAUAGUGGUGAUCUUGCCUAUUUAUCAAAAGUUGCACGAGAGACUUUUACAAAAGUUGCAAAUCAAUAUAAAUUACCUUGGUUUCAUAAUUUGAUCAUCGUUGCAAGUAAUGAUAUCAAUGAAGACACUAUUCUUUCAUUAAACGAACAGGAUCACAAAAUCAAUUGUUUUGGAAUUGGCACUCAUUUGGUAACCUGCCAAAAACAGCCUGCCUUAGGAUGCGUGUUUAAAUUGGUAGAAGUCAACAAACAGCCUUGUAUUAAACUGAGUCUGGAUGUUUCAAAAGUGACAAUUCCCGGUUGCAAAAAUGCUUACAGAUUAUAUGGACAAGAUGGUUAUGCCCUGAUCGAUUUACUACAACAGACCGAAGAAGCUGCCCCACAGAUGGGGGAGAGAGUUCUCUGUCGUCACCCAUUUCAAGAAUCAAAACGAGCAUACGUAAUACCUACAAAAGUAGAAUCGUUGUAUCAGAAAUACUGGGAAAAUGGAAAGGUUUGUUGUGAGUUACCCACAUUGAUAGAUAUACGACAGAGAGUUAAAUCAUCUCUGCAAACACUACGUUCAGAUAUAAAACGAAAUCUCAAUCCCACACCCUACAAGGUUUCGGUAUCCGAUCAACUUUAUCAGUUCAUGCACAAUCUGUGGUUGGAAAAUGCACCAAUUGGUGAAUUAUCAAAUAGAUAUAAAUUACCUUGGUUUCAUAAUUUGAUCAUCGUUGCAAGUAAUGAUAUCAAUGAAGACACUAUUCUUUCAUUAAACGAACAGGAUCACAAAAUCAAUUGUUUUGGAAUUGGCACUCAUUUGGUAACCUGCCAAAAACAGCCUGCCUUAGGAUGCGUGUUUAAAUUGGUAGAAGUCAACAAACAGCCUUGUAUUAAACUGAGUCUGGAUGUUUCAAAAGUGACAAUUCCCGGUUGCAAAAAUGCUUACAGAUUAUAUGGACAAGAUGGUUAUGCCCUGAUCGAUUUACUACAACAGACCGAAGAAGCUGCCCCACAGAUGGGGGAGAGAGUUCUCUGUCGUCACCCAUUUCAAGAAUCAAAACGAGCAUACGUAAUACCUACAAAAGUAGAAUCAUUGUAUCAGAAAUACUGGGAAAAUGGAAAGGUUUGUUGUGAGUUACCCACAUUGAUAGAUAUACGACAGAGAGUUAAAUCAUCUCUGCAAACACUACGUUCAGAUAUAAAACGAAAUCUCAAUCCCACACCCUACAAGGUUUCGGUAUCCGAUCAACUUUAUCAGUUCAUGCACAAUCUGUGGUUGGAAAAUGCACCAAUUGGUGAAUUAUCAUAAAAAAGAUGCUAUUUUUCCCAUUAUAGAUACACUUUUAAAGCCAUGUAUUUAUUGUAAUUAAACGUGUAGCGAGAAAUUAAUUUGUAAAUAACAGAAUGUCCACUUAAAUGAAGUCAAAGCAUUUCUCUAGCGCAAAGUAUUGUUUAAAUAAAUUUCUCCUUUAUAUAAAAUUCUGGUUACUGUAAAAUACAGAAUGCUUCAAACCAUUCUAUUUUGGAUAACGAGACCGGUCAGUAUUAUGUGUGAGGGAUCGAUACUUCGCAUCACGAAAUUAAUUGAUUUUGCUCUAUCGGGUGGGUUAGACACAACUCAAAACAAGAUGCGUUUACUUUGUUGGAAGAUUUAGAAAAACUAUUUUGGUUAAACAAGAUUUUAAAUUGGGAUAAUAUUUUAAAU
Molecule: messenger RNA, 2646 nt
Organism: Centruroides sculpturatus (bark scorpion)
Lineage: Eukaryota; Metazoa; Arthropoda; Arachnida; Scorpiones; Buthidae
Gene: Naprt
Product: nicotinate phosphoribosyltransferase-like
Exons: 20
Coding region: 1-2250 (749 amino acids)
Biological process (GO): NAD+ biosynthetic process
Molecular function (GO): nicotinate phosphoribosyltransferase activity
Source: RefSeq, a predicted model, not a curated record